CAUUCAUCUGUGCACUUGGGCGUUGGACUCCGCAUCUUAUUAGCGAGCGGGGAGAUUUCUCCAUUUUCCUGUUGUAUCCAGCGCGGCUCCCGAGCAUUGGGCUAUCGAGUGGGAUUGUGAGGUGACUCUCUCCGGCAGCCGCAGCGCUCUUUGUUUCCUCCUGUGUCUUGCCCGUCUCUUUCUCUCUGGGGGUGACGCGUCCCUUUUCUUUUUGUUGUUGGACACACAGACAGCAAUGGGAGCCCAAUUCUCUAAGACCGCAGCCAAAGGCGAAGCCGCCGCCGCAGACAAGCCCGGGGAAGCGGUAGCCGCCUCUCCAUCCAAGGCGAACGGCCAGGAAAAUGGGCACGUAAAGGCCAAUGGCGAUGCGUCUCCCGCAGCAGCUGAGGCAGAAAAGGAGGAAGUCCAGGCUAAUGGCAGCGCCCCUGCUGAGGAGGCCCCCAAAGAGGAGACCGCAGCGGCCGAGGCUGCGCCAGAGAAGGAGGCCGUUGUGUCUGCUGAGGGAGAGAGCACAGAACCAGCAUCUCCAGCCGAGGGAGAGGCCUCUGCCAAAACAGAAGAGGCAGGGUCUGCUUCUACCCCUUCCACCAGCAAUGAGACCCCCAAGAAGAAAAAGAAGCGCUUCUCAUUUAAAAAGUCUUUUAAGCUGAGUGGCUUUUCUUUCAAAAAGAACAAAAAGGAGAACAAUGAAGGAGCAGAGGGUGAGGGUGCAGCUGCAUCCACCGAGGGAGCAAAGGAGGACGCCCCUGCAGCGGCGCCCGAGGCCGCCAAUGAAGAGGCCAAGCCAGCCCAAGAGGAGGCUCCUGCUGCCAGCAGCACUGAGGAAAAGAAAGAGGAGGCUGCAGCAGCGUCGCCUGAACCCCAGGAGACCAAACCUGAGGAGCCUGCACCAGAAAAGCCCACAGAGGAGGUAAAGCCAGCUGAGGAGCCAAAGCCUGAGGAAAAACCUGCAGAAGAGGCCCCCACCACUGUUGCUGCUCCCGAAGCUCCAUCUACUGAACCAGAGGCACCAAAAGCUGAAGAGCCAGCAGCUCCAACACAGGAAGCUACAUCUGAAUCCAGUCCAGCAGCCGAGUCAGCAGAGUAAAGAUAUGGCCGUUUUGAGAUAAUCAAAGAACUUUUUUUCUCCCCUUGUUUGUUUGUUGGAGUGGUGCCAGGUACUGGUUUUGGAGAACUUGUCUACAACCAGGGAUUGAUUUAAAGAUUAUUUUUUUUUUUUCCUCCUUACAGAUCCCAUCUCAAGUCAUUCUGUUACCACCAUUCCAACCUGGCCGGGUAGAGUUUAAAGCAGUCACCGGCCUUAAUCUUUUUUCGCAUCAGUAUUAAUGUUUUGCGUACUUUGCAUCUUUUAUUGAAAAUGUAUCUUUUUUUUUUUUUCAAUAUAUGGACAUACCCAUAACAUGAAGGAGAUGGGUGGGUCAAUGUAGGGGGGGUAUCAAAUGAAGUGAUAGGGGCCACAUUGGGUUUUAGGUGGUGCACACAUUGCCAAGAGAUUGUGCCACACAGAAUGGGGUCAGGUUUCUGUUAUUUCUAUUUUUUUUCUUUUCUCUUUAAUUUUAAGAGACAUGUAUUUUGUGAUGAGGGCAGCCUUCUACAAGGUUUACAACACUAAAGGUCUUUACUAAGAUGGCAAGCAAAAUGAUAAUAAUAAAAAAAAAAUCAAAAUACCCAGAUCAUAGUUUUAGUAACUCAUUUAAACCAUAGGAACUUUUCACUUAUCUCAUGUUAGCUGUAUCAGUCGGUGAUUAAGUAGAAUUACGAGUUGUAUAGGCUUUAUUGUUUAUUGCUGGUUUCUGAACCUUAAUAAAAAUGUAAUUAUGUAUGACCAGCAGGGUGUUUUUAACUGUGACUAUUGUAUAAAAGGAAUCUUGAUAUCCAAAAGCACAUGAAGUUUGCAACUCUUUCCACCCUGCCCAUUUUUGUAAAACUGCAGUCAUAUUGGACCUUUUAACCACAAAAUUUUAAACUCAACCAAGCUGUGAUAAGUGGAAUGGUUACUGUUUCUACUGUGGUAUGUUUUUUUGAUUCCAGCAGGCGAUGCUUUCUUUUCCAGUUGUCUUUCAGAAUUUGAGGAAAUCUUCAGAUGCAAUGGUUUUUUGUGUAGCAUCUCGUCUUUCAUGUUUUUUGUAAAUACUGGAGAAGCUUUGACCAAUUUGACUUAGAGAUGGAAUGUAACUUUGCUUACAAAAUUGCUAUUAAACUCUUGCUUAAGGUGUUCUAAUUUUCUGUGAGCACACUAAAAGCGAAAAAUAAAUGUGAAUAAAAUGUA
This is a messenger RNA of Bufo gargarizans (Asiatic toad), 2269 nucleotides long. RefSeq names its product myristoylated alanine rich protein kinase C substrate (gene MARCKS). Bases 236 to 1087 code for a protein of 283 amino acids. Gene Ontology annotation, cellular component: actin filament bundle; plasma membrane; cytoplasm. Gene Ontology annotation, biological process: central nervous system development; actin filament organization. The transcript is spliced from 2 exons. The record is from RefSeq and is a predicted model, not a curated record. Lineage: Eukaryota; Metazoa; Chordata; Amphibia; Anura; Bufonidae. Gene Ontology annotation, molecular function: actin filament binding; calmodulin binding.